AUUAAAGGUUCAUAUCAUUCAUAAUAUGCUGUAGAAUGAUUUUAAAAUAGAUGAAAACAUCAAUUAAGAAGAAAAAGAUAAAUGUUUUAUUUGUGGAAUUUAAUUUAAAAUAAGUGAACUUAAAGAACAUCAAUCUCAUUGCUUGGACAAUUUUUCGAAUACUAAAUAAGAAUAUAUAGACAAUUAACUAGCAAAAUUAAUUGCAGAAUAGAAUUUUAUUUCAACUAUCUUUUCAGAUAAAAAGUCAUCAUAGAUUGAAGGAUAUCGUUUAAAUUCUUCCAUUAAAUAAAAAGAAAUUAUGAUAGAUGAUAAUUAAUUUGAAAAGAAUUUAGAAUCUUAAAUACUAAAGUAGGACUAUCUUUAAAGUUAAAUAUUAAUUCAGAAUAAAAACUCUGUAAUAUUAUUUCUUAUAUUUUUAGAAUUUUUAAUUAGAUUAAUUAUAAGAGCAAAUAUCGUAAAUCUAAUUAUAGGAAUAAUAAUAAUAGUAAUAGUAAUAAUAGUAAUAAUAAUAAUAAUAAUAAUAAUAAUAAUAAUAAUAGUAAUAGUAAUUAUAAUAGUAAUAAUAAUAAUAAUAAUAGUAAUAAUAAUAAUAAUAAUAAUAAUAGUAAUAAUAAUAAUAAUAGCAAUAAUCAAAAAAUAAAAAAUAAUAAUCAGAAAUUAUUAUUAAUUAGAAUCAUUAAAAUAGUUCUUCACUAAAACCUUAAAAUAAAUAAUUCUUUUCUUAAAUUUAGAAAAUCUAGAAUAACAAUUAUUAAUCAGAAAUUAUAUAAAAUGUGUUAAAAGUAGAGGAAUUUCAAAUUAAAGAUUAGGAUAGUUAUGAAGAUAUAGAAUAAAUGAACUUAAAUAUAGAACCUCAAUUAUAUAGAUAAUAGUUAUGUGAUAAUGAUGAAAGACAAGAGGAAGGUGAAAAAAAUAUUUAAUCUCCUAAUAUAUAAUAAUCUGGAGAGAACAGUGAAUAAGAAAUUUAAUCUGGAGAGGAAAAUAAAUAAGUAAAUUAAUUGGAAGAAGAAAAAUAGAUUAAAUAAAACGAGGAUGAUGUAAAUAAUUAGGAAUAACAUCAUUAACCAGAAAUAUUUUCUUUUAUUUAAAUAAAAUAAAAUUAAAUAUUUUAAAUAAAAACAGAGCCAUAAUUGUAAUAGAAUGAAUAAAAGUUAAAAAUAAAUUAGGAUAAAGAAAUAAAUAAUAAUCAAAGAAAUGUUAUGAAGUAAUAGUAGUAAUAAUAACACAUAGUAAAAUAGUUAGUAUAGAAAAAAAAAAAACCUUUUAAAUUUGAGCCAGGUAUGAGACUUACAAAUGAAUAAGUUAAUAAAUUAACUCAAGAAGAAUUAUAUGAGUAUUUUACUUCAGUAGAUUUAGAAGAAUAAAUUGGAUAUUAAAGUAAAAUCUUUUAGUUAGAUAAAAAAAAAGUUUAAAUAAAUCAAAUAGAUAAUUGUAUGAUUUGUUUAGAUGAUAUAUUACCUUCUAAAGAAAAAUUAGAUAUAAAAUUAGAUUGUUAACAUUAGUUUCAUUACGAUUGUAUUAAAAAAUGGCUUUAAAAAUAAAAAUAUUGUCCCAUUUGUAAAGAUUAUGUUGAUUUGAACUUAGUUUGA
Molecule: messenger RNA, 1589 nt
Organism: Paramecium sonneborni
Lineage: Eukaryota; Ciliophora; Oligohymenophorea; Peniculida; Parameciidae
Source: the annotation of a GenBank genome assembly